This is a messenger RNA of Rhagoletis zephyria (snowberry fruit fly), 2854 nucleotides long. Lineage: Eukaryota; Metazoa; Arthropoda; Insecta; Diptera; Tephritidae. The record is from RefSeq and is a predicted model, not a curated record.
AUGUCGCAGUUCUUCGACCACGAGGCGGAGGUGUCCGAGGGCAGCGAGGACGAUGAGGUCCGCGAGGAGAUCCGCCGCCACAAGAAGACCAGCCGGCGGAUUGCCGACUCGGACGAGGAGGAGGACGACGACGACGAGGACGAUGACGAGGAUGAAGCGAGAAUCCGCGAGGAGAUGAAGGACCUGAUCAACGAUGACGUCGAGGAGGAGGAGGGCGACUCGGAGGACGACUCCGAAGGGGAGAUCGGCAAGCACGGCCACAAGCGCUCUCGCGAGGACGAGGACGAGGAGCUGGAGGAGAACCUGGACGACGACGACUACGACCUGAUUGAGGAGAACCUGGGGACGCGGAUCGAGCGGAAGAAGAAGUUUCGCCGCAUCAAACGCCUCGACGAGGAUGACGACGAGGAUGGCGGACAGGGUGGCGGCGGCGGCGCUGGCGGUCGACCCAAAGUGAUCACCAACGAGCGGGACGCCAUCGCCAAUGAGCUCUUCAACGACGACGAUGACGACGAUGACUUCAACGACGCGGCCAGCCACCGAAGCGGCCGUGGAGGAGGACGUGGCCCUGGAGCCGGCGAUCCUCGAGACCGCAUCGACCGCCAGGCACUGGAUGACCACUACGCGGGCAUCGACUCGGAGAACUCGGAGAACGACGACGACGGCUUCAUCGUGGACGACAACGACCGGCCGAUAGCGAGCCGCCAGCGAACCAAAAAGAGCGAACGCUUCACCGACCAGGCGCUGCAGCAGGCGCAGGACGUCUUCGGCGUCGACUUUGACUACGCCGAGGUGAACAAGUACGCCGACGAGGACGGCGAGGGCGGCUUCGACCAGGACGAAGACAUGGAGGACAUGGAGGAGGAGGAGGACCUGGAGGACGAGUACGGCGGCGAGGGUCGUCCCAAAGGCGCCUCGGGGAAGAAGAAACGCCGCCACCCCGCCCGCAAGAGCAUCUUUGAGCUGUACGAGCCGGCGGAGCUCGAACGAAGUCACCUCACCUCCCGGGACAAUGAGAUCCGCAACACCGACUCGCCGGAGCGCUUUCAGCUGCGCGCCAUCAAGGUGACGCCCUGCGGCGAGGAGGAGAUCAAGGAGGAAUCGGCCUGGAUCUACAAGAACCUCUUCACCAUGGACAUGGUCACGCGGCAGGAGAAGCUCAACCCGAGCGGCCGGGGGCCCCACGGCGGCCGCAAGCCGGACACCGUCCUGGGGAACAUCAGCGAGGUGCUGCACUUCAUGCGCAACGACUACCUCGAGGUGCCGUUCAUCGCCUACUACCGCAAGGAGUACUACGCCCCGGAGCUGGACAUCAACGACCUCUGGCUGAUCUACAAGUGGGACGAGAAGUGGUGCCAGCUGAAGGAGCGCAAGCGCAACCUGGUGAACAUGUACGAGAGCGUGGCCAGCUACCAGGUGGCGCUGAUUGCGCGGACCGCCGCUGCAGCAGCCGAAAACGGCGGCGGUUUCGAUGAGAAUGGCGACGAAAUACCACCUCCACCUCCACCGAUUCCUUUGGAUGAUGAUGAAGAGGACCUAGCGGAGGAGGAGAGCGAAGAGCAGCUGAAUGAGCGGAUGGCCUUUCUGCGCGUCAGUCAGAAGAGGGACGCCUACGCCGUCUGCCGGGACUUUCACAUUGACCGGCUGGCGGGCCGCUUUGGCCUGACGGCGGAACAGUUUGGCGAGCACCUCUCCGAGGGCUACCUCCGCUAUGAGAUUGAACAGGAGCCCCUGGAGCCGCUGGAGGCGGCGAAGGAGUUUAUCUGCCGGCGAUUUCCCACCGCGGAGAAGGUCCUGGAGGCGGCCACUAACAUGGUCGGGCGGCAGAUUGCCGUCGACCCCUCGGUCCGCAAGACCGUCCGCCAGGUCUUCUACGAGCGGGCGAAGGUGUGGGCGAAGCCGACGAAGAGGGGCGCGAAGGAGAUUGACGAGUCCCACUACUGCUACUCGAUGAAGUACCUCAAGGACAAGCCCAUUAGCUCCUUUGUGGACGAGCAGUUUCUGCUGCUGCACCAGGCGGCCAGUGAGGGCCUGGUGGAGAUGAAGAUCUUCAUUGACCGACGGGACGAGGAUGAGGAGGAGAAGGUCGAGGGAGAAGGUGGUGGAACCGGUGAAAAUGGCGGCCUGCCACCGCCCGGAAGUGAGACGCCGAGCAGCGUGCACAGCAGCAGCAGCAGCAGGAUGGCGCCCACCUCGUCGCCUUACCUCGAUGAGAUCAAGUACCUCUUUAUUAGGGACGAGUUCAGCAUCAACGUCCAAAAUUGGAACGCCCAGCGGACGCAGUCACUGAAGGUGGCGUUGCGCAUCAUGAAGCGGUACUUUGUGAAGGAGCUGACCAAUCGGGCGCUCAACGAGGCGCAGUUUGCCAUUCUACAGCUUUGCGGCCAGAAGCUGCACAGCCACCUCGCCGUGGCGCCCUUUGCCUUCAACCCGCGGGAGGCCCGCCUCGAGGAGGACGACGAGGAGGACUUUGACACGCGAGGCGGAGUUCGAAUUCUCGCUCUGGCCUUUGACCCGACCAACGAGGAGGCCAGUUACUGUGCGUCGAUUGACGGCGACGGCGCCGUCACCGACUACCUCAAGCUGGAGCACUUUAUGCUGCGACGGGACUUUGGCCCGGGGGCGCGGCUGUCGGAGAAGGAGGCCGCCUGUCGGUACAAUGACCGGGAGAAGUUGAAGAAGUUCAUCUUCAAGCAGAAGCCGCACGCGAUUGCCAUCGGCUGCGACACCAUCGUCACGCGGCACGUCCACGAGGAGGUGUGCUCGGUAGUAAGGGAGCUGCACGAGCGCGACCGCUUUCCCCUCCUCUCCGUGGAGUACCUCGACGCGGAGGUGGCCACCAUUUACAUGAANG